Messenger RNA from Sparassis crispa, 852 nucleotides. Its product is annotated as P-loop containing nucleoside triphosphate hydrolase protein. The transcript is spliced from 4 exons. Gene Ontology annotation, biological process: intracellular protein transport; vesicle-mediated transport. Gene Ontology annotation, molecular function: GTP binding. Lineage: Eukaryota; Fungi; Basidiomycota; Agaricomycetes; Polyporales; Sparassidaceae. Bases 1 to 852 code for a protein of 283 amino acids. Gene Ontology annotation, cellular component: plasma membrane; cytoplasm. The record is from RefSeq and is a predicted model, not a curated record.
AUGGAUGAUUCUACUCCUCAUGAAUUUGUGUCUGUCGCACCUGAAGUCUUGUCUCCUGCCUCCGUAUUUACCGCUCAAACUGUCACAGUCGCGUCGCUAUGCCUUGCUUUGUUUCUUCUAGCUGUAUUUAUCGUCUCUACGAAGAGGAAGGCAGGAUCUAAGGGCGACUCUUUGCUUCUAGUUGGCUCUUCUGAUGCAGGGAAGACCGCCAUCUUGUCCACUUUAGUCUACAAGCAGACUCUGCAUACACAUACAUCCAUGCAGACCAAUUCUGCUGUAACGACCUUACCAGUUUCUCACAAAGCGUUGCGAGUUAUUGAUGUCCCGGGUCACCCUCGACUCCGGGAUCAAUUCCAAGAAUAUCUUCCUGAAGCGAAGGCGGUUGCGUUUGUCGUCGAUGCAAGCACCAUCUCUCGAACAGGUCCUGCAGUGGCGGAGCACCUCCAUCAAGUUUUACGUGCACUCACAUCUCUUCCACCUUCUCAGACCCCGCCUGCCCUCCUUAUCGUUGCACACAAGUGCGACCUUCUCAAAGCCACUCAUCAAACGAGCCCGGAGCAGCUUGCUAUUAACCGCGUCCGCACUGUUCUCGAGCGAGAGCUGGAGAAACGUAGGGCUUCGCACGCUAGCGGUGUCGGCGUAGAGAGUCUCGGGGCGGAUGACACGGAAUCUGAGAUGGGCGGACUGGAGUGCAGCGAGUCGGGAGAAUUCAGAUUCGCCGAAUGGGAAGGCGGGGAAGUCGCAUUUGUGGGCACUGCUGUGCCUGUGAGUAAAGUCGCAUCUGCGACCGACGAGAAGAUCGCAGAAGAUGAGCAUAUGUUACAGCUGAGACAGUGGCUGGAAGAGUUGUGA